UAUCGUCUUGUCUCAGUCUCGUAAGUAACGCUAUUCGCAGCUUUCACCUAACAGUUUCCUCUCUCUCUUUUUCCCUCGAUCUAAUCUCAAGCUUCAGUUAUGGCGACAAUUCAGAUCGUCAAGGCAAGGCAGAUCUUCGACAGCCGUGGCAAUCCCACCGUCGAGGUUGAUGUGGGUUUGUCAAAUGGAACUAAGCAUAGAGCCGCAGUUCCAAGUGGUGCAUCCACUGGAGUUUACGAGGCCCUUGAGCUAAGAGAUGGAGGGUCGGACUACCUUGGAAAAGGUGUCUCGAAGGCUGUUGAGAAUGUCAACACCAUUAUUGGCCCUGCAUUGAUUGGGAAGGACCCAACCAAGCAGACUGAAAUUGACAACUUCAUGGUUCAACAACUUGACGGAACUGUUAAUGAGUGGGGUUGGUGCAAACAGAAGCUUGGUGCAAAUGCCAUAUUGGCUGUGUCUCUUGCAGUCUGCAAAGCUGGUGCUAGUGUCAACAAUAUCCCUCUCUACAAGCACAUUGCCAACCUUUCUGGCAACAAGAGCUUGGUCUUACCCGUUCCUGCCUUCAAUGUCAUCAAUGGUGGAUCACACGCUGGAAACAAACUUGCAAUGCAGGAGUUCAUGAUUCUUCCUGUUGGGGCUUCCACUUUUAAGGAGGCCAUGAAGAUGGGCGUUGAAGUCUAUCACCAUUUGAAGGCUGUAAUAAAAAAGAAAUAUGGUCAGGAUGCAACUAACGUUGGUGACGAAGGUGGCUUUGCCCCUAAUAUUCAGGAGAACAAGGAAGGUCUUGAAUUGCUCAAGAUAGCCAUUGCUAAGGCUGGAUACACAGGCAAAGUUGUCAUUGGAAUGGAUGUUGCUGCUUCCGAGUUUUAUGGAGAAGAUAAAACGUACGACCUGAACUUCAAGGAAGAGAACAAUGAUUGUUCACAGAAGAUCCCAGGAGAUGCUCUUAAAGAUCUUUACAAGUCAUUUGUGAGUGAGUACCCUAUUGUGUCAAUUGAAGAUCCGUUUGACCAAGAUGACUGGGAGCACUACGCCAAGCUAACCUCUGAAAUCGGGGAACAAGUUCAAAUUGUGGGAGAUGAUCUCUUGGUCACCAACCCAAAGAGGGUUGAGAAGGCAAUUAAAGAUAAGGCUUGCAAUGCUCUUCUUCUCAAGGUGAACCAAAUUGGAUCUGUAACAGAGAGCAUUGAAGCUGUAAGGAUGUCUAAACGAGCCGGGUGGGGUGUUAUGGCAAGCCACCGCAGUGGAGAGACAGAGGAUACUUUCAUUGCUGAUCUCUCUGUUGGUUUGGCUACGGGUCAAAUUAAGACCGGUGCUCCAUGCCGAUCAGAGCGUCUUGCUAAGUACAAUCAGCUCUUGAGAAUUGAGGAGGAGCUUGGUUCAGAAGCAGUCUAUGCUGGAGCGAAGUUCCGCGCACCCGUUGAGCCCUACUAGGAAUUAUUAUUCAUGAAGUUUUCGAUAUUUAUGCGGGAUUUUAAGCAAUGGAAUUUCACUUGCAGUGAAUAAGUUCCAUCUGUAGACUGGCUAGUUUUCGAAACUUGAAAUCUUGUUUUCCCAAUAAUACUCGAGAGAAGUUUUGUUUUAAGAGCUUGAACAGUGCUGAACUGAUCUUUUUUAUUACAUGUUCUUAUCAUAUUAUCCUUUGAGCGGCAUUUUGACUAUUUUGGCUACUGCCGUGCUUCUAAGA
Molecule: messenger RNA, 1687 nt
Organism: Morus notabilis
Lineage: Eukaryota; Viridiplantae; Streptophyta; Magnoliopsida; Rosales; Moraceae
Product: enolase
Exons: 17
Coding region: 100-1434 (444 amino acids)
Biological process (GO): glycolytic process
Cellular component (GO): phosphopyruvate hydratase complex
Molecular function (GO): phosphopyruvate hydratase activity; magnesium ion binding
Source: RefSeq, a predicted model, not a curated record